GCGAACCGCAUAUUCUGCAACCGCUCGCUCAACAUGCAGCACAUAACCGCGGUGGGUUUCGACAUGGACUACACACUCGCGAUAUACAAGCCCGAGACGUUUGAAGUGCUCGCGUACACCCUCACGUGCGAGAAGCUCGUGAACGUGUACGGGUACCCGCGCGAGAUUCUCGAAUACCGAUACGACCACGAGUACAUGGUCCGCGGGCUGGUGGUGGACAAGAAGCGGGGUAACAUCUUAAAGAUGGACCGGCACAAGUACGUCAAGGUUGCGAGGCACGGGUUCCGGCCUAUGGACGCGGAGACUCGAAUCAAGACGUACAACGCCACCACGUCACCGGGGGGCGUGGACAGGUUCGACGGUGCGAAUUACGCCAACGUGGACACCUUGUUUUCGCUGGGCGAGACCUACCUGUUCUGUCAGCUCGUGGAGCUCAAGGAGCGGUUGAUCGAGAGGGGCGCGGAAGCCGGGGGUCUGACGGAGGCGGAGACGGCGUUGACGACGAAACCCUUCAUCGACGUGUACUCCGAGAUUCGCGCCUCCGUCGACCUCUGCCACAGGGACGGGAGUCUGAAAGCCGCGGUGGCGGACGACCCGGAGAAGUACAUUCACAGGGACGACGCCCUUGUGCCGAUGCUCGAGGCUCUCAGGUCAGCGGGCAAGAAGGUCUUCCUGCUGACCAACUCGCUUUGGGAUUUCACCAACGUCGUCAUGAAUCACCUCGUGCACGGCGCGAGCGGCGAGGACAAGACGGCGGAGUGGACCGAGCUCUUCGACGCGGUGGUCACGGGCUCGUGUAAGCCCGGGUUUUUCGAGAAUGAGCGCGCCGCCAUCUUCGAGGUGGACGUGCAGACCUCGGCGCUCAAGAACACGGACGACGGCGCUCCGAUGACCCCGAUCGGCGCCUCCGCGGCGGCGUCCCAGGCGGACGCCUUCCUCGCCACCGCGGGCGCUCGAGCCGGUACGGGAAAGAACGACGGCGUGGCGAUGCACGCCAAGGCGUACCAGGGGGGCAGCUAUCGCCACCUCCACUCGAUGCUCGGGGUUUCGUCCGGCGCGCAGGUUUUAUACGUCGGCGAUCACAUCUACGGCGAUAUCCUGCGGUCCAAGAAGACGCUCGGUUGGCGGACGAUGCUCGUCGUCCCGGAGCUCGCGCACGAGAUGGAGUGCCUGGAGCGCGCCGUGGAAGAGGACACGCCGGGCAAGUUGAGGGACCUCAGGCGCAGGCGGACGGCGCUGGAGGAUGCGUUGCAACUCGCGGAGUUUCAGAUGUCCGUGGAGAAGACGAUGGACGACGACGCGUACGACGCGCUGGUGAAGGACGCCACGGAGGCGAGGCUCGCGCACAGGGAGGAGCUCCGGCGGAUGCACGCGGAAUUUCACCCCAUCUGGGGGCAGAUGAUGAAGGCGGGGAACCAAAACAGCCGGUUCGCGCACCAGCUGGAGCGAUACGCGUGUCUGUACACGUCGCACGCGAGGAACCUCCUGGCGUACUCCCCCGCCAAGUCGUACCGGGGCUUGUCCGAUGCCAUGCCGCACGACAUGGACGAGAACGUGUGACGAUUCUUUGCAACGAUCUUUGACGAUCGAUUCUUCGCGCUCGAUUCUUUGAUGUAAUUCUACCGCCAAUUUGUUU
Molecule: messenger RNA, 1636 nt
Organism: Micromonas commoda
Lineage: Eukaryota; Viridiplantae; Chlorophyta; Mamiellophyceae; Mamiellales; Mamiellaceae
Product: 5'-Nucleotidase
Exons: 1
Coding region: 34-1560 (508 amino acids)
Molecular function (GO): 5'-nucleotidase activity
Source: RefSeq, a predicted model, not a curated record